Messenger RNA from Bombus pascuorum, 2014 nucleotides. RefSeq names its product homeobox protein goosecoid (gene Gsc). Bases 809 to 1804 code for a protein of 331 amino acids. Lineage: Eukaryota; Metazoa; Arthropoda; Insecta; Hymenoptera; Apidae. Gene Ontology annotation, cellular component: nucleus. Gene Ontology annotation, molecular function: RNA polymerase II cis-regulatory region sequence-specific DNA binding; DNA-binding transcription factor activity, RNA polymerase II-specific. Gene Ontology annotation, biological process: regulation of transcription by RNA polymerase II. The record is from RefSeq and is a predicted model, not a curated record. The transcript has 3 exons.
GGGGUGGCCACCCGUACCCAUAGAUGCCGACGAAUCUAAGCGCACCCUCAGAGGUCAAUGCGUACACGAAGCUAGACCAGUCGUCGGCAUAUCCCUUAUCAUCGGUGUCAGUCGCUGCACAUCUGGGCUUCUCCACGCGCGUCGGAUUGAUUUCGUCCUCGUGGCCUCCCCGAUCCGCCGGCAGGGCCUCGUUUUCGCGAACAUAUCCGCUCCACUUGGACCUUAUUAUUUUAACGUCGAUUUGAAUUAUUUUAUCCCUUCGUGAACAAACGAUGAAGUGAUCGACUCGAUUUUAGUACAAUAAGUAAAGAAUUCGCUCGAGAUUGUGGGAGAUUUUUGGAAAUCUAAGUGAAUAGACGGAAUAGAAGACAGUGAGUUUGGUGAUUCUUUUGUGAUGAGACAAAAGCGAAUCUCGCAGGAUCUUGUAAUAUCAAAGACUUGAAUGUUUCUUACCGUACAAGCGAUUUUUCACCGGUGUUCUUGAUAUGUGAUUCUCCGUACGUAUCCUAAAUAACGAACGCUUAAUCGUGAAGGCGCUACGUCACAUCAAUUAAAAGAAAUUUUUCUACCGUUUGCAAACGUACUAAAUUAAAGCUCAGUGUAUAUAAAAUACGUAUAUCCGCGAAUAAAGAAUGUCCUUGUUCCCGUUGUAACGAAACUAAUCCUCGUGAUCGAUUAUUUUAAAUCGAUAACCAUUAAACGUGGUCGAAUUUUAAAAUCAAUAAUCAUCGAAAUAAUCUUCGAAUAAUUGUCAAGAAUAAAGUAACAGUGAAAGAAUUUCAAUUCACAACGAUAAGACUCCUGUAACAUGGUAGAAAGUACCUAUGCGAGUGAUUCGCCCAGAUCGCGUUCUCCGAUGACGGAGCCGUCGAGUCCUCUUCAAGAUGGUCCCGGAAUAUCCGGCUACGGUCAUCGGUAUCUCUACAAUUAUUCGCCAGAGAGCUUACAGCACAAGCUGAAGAACAACGACGAGCAGAAUAAUGUGACUGUAAGGCGACACGACAUCGAUGGACGAGACAGAACGUUUUCCAGGAGUCCAUUGAGCUCCGACGAGGCGCGAUUCAGACCACGCGAGGUUUCCAGACCGAGUUCCUCGGCAACUAUGUCCUCUCCUACGUCCGCCUUCACCAUCGAGAAUAUCUUAGCACCUAGACCUAUCGGAAACAUAACUCCCACCAGCACCAGCGGCCUCGGUUCCAUUAUUCAAAACCCGGAAGUCGUAGGAUCGCCAUCGAGGGCCAUGCAUCCUCUUCAACAACAGAUCCAUCAUCUCGCGUUUACGUCCGCUGACUUGUUUGCCGCAGCAUAUCCUACUUUAUAUUCCGGCGGCUACGUGGCAGCAAUGGCAGCUGCCGGCGUUUCGCUUCACGGUCAACCGGCCUUCUAUCACGCAGCUCAUCCCUAUCAAAUAAAUCCAAACGCCGCGGCAGUAGGACCCAUGGCAAAGAGGAAGCGUCGCCAUAGGACGAUAUUCACGGAGGAACAGCUAGAACAACUGGAAGCCACCUUCGACAAGACACAUUACCCUGACGUGAUCUUGAGAGAACAGCUCGCGCUUCAGGUCGAUCUCAAGGAAGAGAGAAUCGAGGUGUGGUUCAAGAACCGACGUGCCAAGUGGCGUAAACAGAAACGGGAAGAACAGGAACGUAUGCGGAAACUUCAACUGGAGCAACGUCAGCGUGCCGAUGACAACGUUCCAACGCCUGCGGUCAAAGUAGCCGAACAUUUGACGUUGACCAGACAGCAACAGCAACAGCAACAACACGAACAGGACACCGACAGCUCGGAUCUCGAAGUGGCGUAGUCAAAAUAUCGAUUGUAAAACUUUUUUUUCCUAUUUCUUUUCGUUUCCCUUUCUCUUUUUAUUUCGCCGACGGUCGAAAAGAUUCGAAACAUACAGGUUCUUCCUGCCGACCCCUGUACAAGGGACACGUGUAAAUACCGAAUUAGGAUGUAAAUAUGUUUGUACAUAUAGCCUAUCGAUGUGUAUAAUAGGUAGUGAAAUAAAUUAUUG